Melampsora larici-populina 98AG31 is the source of this 1668-nucleotide messenger RNA. RefSeq lists its product as uncharacterized. The record is from RefSeq and is a predicted model, not a curated record. Lineage: Eukaryota; Fungi; Basidiomycota; Pucciniomycetes; Pucciniales; Melampsoraceae. Bases 1 to 1668 code for a protein of 555 amino acids. The transcript is spliced from 2 exons.
AUGUCAAAUCCAUCAAACUCUUCUGAUCUGAUACCUCCUCCAACUCCUUCAUCUCCUCCUCAAUUACCUCAAUCAAAACAACAACAACAACAAACACUACCUUCAGCAUCUCUCAUUCUUCGUCAAACCAACAAACUAAACCCACGUUUACCUAGACCUUCAAAUCUUGCUCAUUCUACUAUACCACAUUCUUAUGCUUAUGGGGCAGCACCAACAGUUUCAGAACUAUCAGAUCAAUCUUCAACUCAUCAUCGUCGUAACACCAAUACUCAAUCAAACCCAACAACCACAACCGAUCAACCAACUGAAACUCGUACACCACAACCUAUUCCAACUAAUUCAUCUAAUACUACAUCUGUCAUGAUUGCAUCUGCAUUCGAAAGAGCUCGUUGGGCAGCAAGAGCAAAUGAAGCUUUAUCAAUCAAUCAAACCCCAUCACAAUCGCUAAAUCAACCAAGACCUCAAGAUCCAUCACCUCCACCUAUCUCUCCUUCAAGUUUGAAUCAACAAAAUCAGAUUAAGAAACGUAGAAAGAGUAGAAGAUCAUUGGAUCCUAGUUACAAAUAUAAACCGGGUGAUAGUGCUACAAGUGAUAGUGAAGCAGGUGAAGGAAUUGCAGAUAAACGUGAUAAACGGGAAAAGAAAGCUGCUGCUGCGGUGGCUAAUCAAACUAUUACUUCUAAUUCGAAACAAACUAAUAAAAAACGUAGAAGGACGACUACUCAUCAACGAGAUAGUGAAACUGAUAGUGAAGAAGAAGGUGGAGAAGGAAUCGCUUUAACUCGUGGACGUCGUUCGAUUAAACCUCCAACCACAUUUGAUAAUUCGAAUAGUAAACCAGCACGUAAAAGAAAAGCACCCAAUCCAAAAACACCUAGAAAUGGAACAAGUAAUAUAGGAUCUGAAACCGAAAGUCAUCAAAGUACAUUAAAUCAAUCUACUAGAAGACGUACUGUUAGUAAUAGAGGUACAUCAGAUGGUAAUAGAACAGAUGAUCAAAGUUCAAUUGUAUCUAAACCACCGACUGCUACAUUUUAUCUCGAACAUCCAGAUAGUCCAGAAACGUCUAGAAUCCCAAAUGAAGAAGAUCAUACCAUGGGUACUACUGAUGAUAGUCGAUUCACCCUUGGAACUGGAGUUGAAAGUUAUGAAUAUGAAGAAGAAGAACGGAUUGUAAAAGCUUUAGAAGCAGAAGAACGAGCCAAUCAUCAUCAUCAACCAGCUCAUGAUGAAGCUUCUCAAGAGAUGGAAAACUCGGUAUCUUUAGAAGAUUCUCAAAACCGUUCAUCUGAUCUAAUGAGACGUAGUCAAAGUAAUAGUCAUCAUUCGGAUUCUUAUCAACGUUCUGAUUCGGGUUUAAUCGAACUUGAACAAAUCGUUGCAACUUCUAAACUUCAAUCACAACCUCAACCUAAACUACGUAAAUUACCUAUCAACAAACCUUCGAAUCAUCUGAAUCCAAUCACACCUAUUGAAGAAUUAGAUGAAACUAGACUUUCUUCUCCUCCUCCUUCUUCACCUAUUAGAAAAAGUUCUAGACAGGCUGGAUUUGGUACUUUGGUUGGGUCUAAAGUUUUACGUCAAGUUUCUAAACUUUCGAAAUACUCUGGUUCUUUUUAUUUGAAAUCGGCUUUAUUGAUUUUCCUUUUAGCUUUAAUGAUCAGUUAA